CCAACGACAGUACUCGAGAUGCCGAUAAUGCAUCUUUCGCUGAGACAUCCCUAACUAUGAGUUCCGACAUCGAAGACUCGUGGAAGAGGGUUGUAAAACCAGACAAACCAGCACCAAUCCUUUACGCCCCAUACCUACAUAACCCACGCCUGCAGCCACAUGCAAACCUUUCAUGCUCAAAACUACCCCGCCUGUGCCGCCCGUGCAAACCUUGGACAAGGAAAAAAAGGCAUCGAAGCAUGUCAUUGACACGGACAUGGUCCCUUUCCGGAGAAAAACAUGUGGUAUCAUGCCCGGCAACGCGGUUCAAGUCGUCGGCCCUUUAUGAAAACAAAAUACCCAGUUCGUGCAAGUCGGUUCGAAGUGAGAUGUCGCAAACUGUUGGAUCAAAUCGUUUUUUUUUUGUUUCCCUCCGCGUAAUAAACAAGAGUUGA
This is a messenger RNA of Periconia digitata, 434 nucleotides long. Lineage: Eukaryota; Fungi; Ascomycota; Dothideomycetes; Pleosporales; Periconiaceae. The record is from the annotation of a GenBank genome assembly.